Messenger RNA from Phodopus roborovskii (desert hamster), 1046 nucleotides. Its product is annotated as mas-related G-protein coupled receptor member H. The coding region runs from base 47 to 1012 and encodes 321 amino acids. Gene Ontology annotation, molecular function: angiotensin receptor activity. Gene Ontology annotation, cellular component: membrane. The transcript has a single exon. The record is from RefSeq and is a predicted model, not a curated record. Gene Ontology annotation, biological process: G protein-coupled receptor signaling pathway. Lineage: Eukaryota; Metazoa; Chordata; Mammalia; Rodentia; Cricetidae.
UUCAUUUGUGACCACAGGAGACCACAGAGAAAGAGAUUUCCCAAAAAUGGAGCCAUUGACAACGACCUUUUGUCCUCUGGAACCCACACAAUACACCAGAAACAAAUCCCUAAAUGAAACCACCUGGUCUUCAAGUCAAGUGGCUGACUACAGUUAUAUUUGUGCCUCCCUGGUGAUUUGUAUGCUGGGACUGGCUGGGAACGGACUUUUGAUAUGGUUCCUAGUAUUCUGUGUCAAGAGGAAGCCGUUCACUGUAUACAUCCUGCAUCUCGCCAUUGCCGACUUCCUGGUUCUCUUGUGUUCAUCCGUCACUCAGGUAGUGAACACCUUCCACAUCCAUGAUAACAUCUUCCUGACCUACGCCGUCUUCCUCAUGCUCUUCGGCUACAACACGGGCCUGCACCUCCUCACAGCCAUCAGCGUCGAGCGGUGCCUCUCAGUACUUUACCCAAUCUGGUACCAGUGUCGACGCCCGACGCACCAGUCCGCUGUGGCCUGUGCACUGCUGUGGGCCCUCUCUGUCCUUGUAUCUGGCUUGGAAAACUUCUUCUGCAUUGCGGAAGUGAUGCCACAAUUCCCAGAAUGCCGUUAUGUGUACAUAUUUUCCUGUGUCUUGACAUUCCUGGUCUUUGUUCCUCUCAUGGUCUUCUCCAAUUUAAUCCUCUUCAUCCAGGUCUGCUGUAACCUGAAGCCACGCCAACCAGCCAAGCUCUACGUAAUCGUCAUGGCCACAGUAAUCCUGUUUCUGGUCUUUGCCAUGCCCAUGAAGGUGUUACUUAUCAUUGCCUACUACUCCAACUCAAUGGACGCAUCUGUGUGGGAGUCCCUCCCUUACUUGAACAUGCUGUCCACUAUUAACAGCAGCAUCAACCCUAUUGUCUACUUUGUGGUGGGAAGCCUGAGGAGGAAGAAGAGUAGGAGGUCUCUAAAGGAAGUACUACUGAAAGUCUUCGAGGAAAAGCCAGAGGUGGGCUCCAGGGAGAAUGUUGCACAAUUCUCUCUCCCUUCAUGAACUUCUGCUAGGAAGGCUGCCUGACAGUAUCUCU